AAUCCGUAUCAAUCCCCUCCAAUCCAUAUGGAUUGAAAAUAACCGAACAAGCCCUAAGGCAGUACAGUGCGGGUGUGUGGCCACGCCACCAACCUCCCGUAUAAAUAUUUCACUUACCCCCUCGAGAUCCAGAAGAAUCGCACACUCCGCCUUGCUUCACACUCGUCACCCUUUUCCCGUUUCGAGGACCCGGAGCGCUGCGCUUUUGUGCCCUCGGUUGGGAUUUCUGCUCGCAGGGAGUCGGAAGGAGGACGAGCUUCUGUCGGUGGACGGAGUAGGUUCUGCAGGGCCGAGAUGGUGGUGCAUCUGGUGCUUGCUUGAGUUGCUGCCUCGUGAGGUUCGAUCGGGUUUUGCUGGUGUCUGCUAGUAAGUAUAGGAGCUUAAUCGGAAGGAAGCAAUACUGGAGGAGACGAUGAGCUUCGGUGCCGUGGACAUGGAGGAGGAGAGCGGCGCCGCGGCGGCGGCCGCAGCGGUGGAGGAGAUCCGGCGGCUGCCGGCCGAGGUGAACUGGGAGAUGCUGGACAAGUCGCGGUUCUUCGUCCUCGGCGCUGCGCUCUUCUCGGGCGUGUCUGCGGCGCUGUACCCGGCCGUGGUGGUCAAGACGCACCUGCAGGUGGCGCCGCCGCCGCAGGCGGCCACGGCGACGGCUGCCGCCAUCCUCCGGCGGGACGGCCUCCGGGGGUUCUACCGCGGGUUCGGCGCGUCGCUGGCCGGCACGGUGCCCGCGCGCGCGCUCUACAUGGCGGCGCUGGAGGCCACCAAGAGCUCCGUCGGGUCGGCCGCCGUCCGGCUGGGCGUCUCGGAGCCCGCGGCGUCGGCCGCCGCCUCCGCCGCGGCCGGCGUGUCCGCGGCCGUCGCGGCGCAGGUGGUGUGGACCCCCGUGGACGUCAUCAGCCAGCGGCUCAUGGUCCAGACCCCGGACGCCUGCCGCUACCGCGGCGGCGCGGACGCCUUCCGGAAGAUCCUCCUCGCGGACGGCGUCCGCGGCCUGUACCGCGGGUUUGGCCUGUCCAUCCUCACCUACGCGCCGUCGAACGCGGUGUGGUGGUCCACCUACGCCGUGGCGCAGCGGUGCCUGUGGCGCGCCGUGGGGACCGAGCGCUCCGAGAGCUGCGCCUGCCUGAUGGCCGUGCAGGGCGCGAGCGCGGCCCUGGCCGGGGGCACCGCGGCGCUGGUGACGAUGCCGCUGGACACCGUGAAGACGCGGCUGCAGGUGAUGGAGGCCGACGCGGCGGCGCGGCCCACGCUGGCCAGCACCGUGCGCGGGCUGCUCAAGGAGGGCGGCUGGGCGGCGUGCUACCGUGGGCUGGGGCCCAGGUGGGGGUCCAUGUCGCUGUCCGCGGCCACCAUGGUGACCACCUACGAGUUCCUCAAGCGGCUCUCCGCCAAGGAGGGCUCCUUGGGCUAGAUCCUUCCUUGGCCGUCCUCAAGCGACUCUACGGUAUCGCCCGCGCGUCUCCGCCGUCCUCGAAGUCGAAGAUCGACGCGAUCGAUCGAUCCAUGGGGAUGAAGUUAAUGAUAAUUAGGAUCCUCUUCUCUCUUGUACAUAUUGCUCAUCAGGUUUAUUUCCCGUCGUUCUUGUUUCCUUAGAUCCGGCGCUAUAGAGGGUGGGCAGGAAGAAGAACUAGAAGGGGUUUUAGGAUGCAGAAUUUUGCUGGCCUUUGCUGUGGCCCUGCUGCCGAUGCCGAUGAUGAUGAUGAAAACCUGCGUGAAAUGCAGAACUUGUAUCCAAAGCUUGCGUCGAUUUCCCUGUCCAGUACAGUACUCCGAUGUCUUGCAUCUGCCAAUGGAUAGCUCUCAGUGGUGGUAGCUCUAGCCGCGUCAAUGUCAUGGCGUUGCUUCAUGGAAUGGAAGACCCGAUGCGCUUCUGCUGUCGCAUCGCUUCGUCU
Molecule: messenger RNA, 1889 nt
Organism: Zea mays
Lineage: Eukaryota; Viridiplantae; Streptophyta; Magnoliopsida; Poales; Poaceae
Exons: 1
Coding region: 413-1408 (331 amino acids)
Biological process (GO): transmembrane transport
Source: RefSeq, a predicted model, not a curated record